Molecule: messenger RNA, 1579 nt
Organism: Scleropages formosus (Asian bonytongue)
Lineage: Eukaryota; Metazoa; Chordata; Actinopteri; Osteoglossiformes; Osteoglossidae
Product: hepatocyte nuclear factor 6-like
Exons: 2
Coding region: 248-1579 (443 amino acids)
Biological process (GO): regulation of transcription by RNA polymerase II
Cellular component (GO): nucleus
Molecular function (GO): RNA polymerase II cis-regulatory region sequence-specific DNA binding; DNA-binding transcription factor activity, RNA polymerase II-specific
Source: RefSeq, a predicted model, not a curated record
AUCGUCUAGAUAGACGACUAUCAAAAUCAAUGUUUGAUCCCGCUCCAUGUGAAGAAAGGGACUUCUCUGACUGACACCUGGCCUGAUCAGCUAUUUAUCACUUCAAGAACUUGAAAACGUAUGUAAUGAAAAGUCAAUAACUCCGUUCAGUGGCCGAGGGAGGAGGGGAACAGUAAGGAGGAAAGGGGCGAGCGAACAAAGAGGGAGGCUGAGACAAAAAAAAGGUCCCGUGGUCCCGGAAGGAGCAAUGGAUGCGAUGGGGGAGAUGCCCGUCCACGGCCACUCGGAGCUGUCGCACUCCCAGGAAGGGCGGGCGAUGCUGCAUUCGAGGGAACUCUCAGCUGCCUUUCCGCGCCCUCCGCUUGGGGGGUCCUCCAUGGGCCUGGAGCCCCCUGGCCUGGAGCACUCGCUCUCCUCGUUGGGCUACGGGGGCGAGCCGCCCAGCAGCUGUGGCAGCACGUACACAACCCUAACACCGCUGCAGCCCCUGGAGGAGAAGUUCCACCACCCGCAUCACCCGCAUCACCCGCACCCGCACUCCUGCCUGCCCGUCAGCAACGUGAUCGGCAGCUUCACGCUCAUGCGUGAGGACAGGACCCUUGGGGGCAACUUCUACAACACCUACGGUAAAGACUUGUCCCCUUCGCCUGCCGGUUCCGGCCUGGGCACCGUCGCGCACAGCUACGGCACCAUGGGUGCCGGCCCCGGGGGUGGGCAGGUGCUGCCCGGAGGGUACGAGGUUCACCUGCCUGGCAGCGGCGGCGGAGGUGGCAGCAGCCGGGGAAACAUCUUCUGCAGGACGGCUGAGUUUGCGCGAGAGAUGUCCCCGCCGGCACUAGGCGACCUGGGCGCUGCACUUCAGCUCAGCAAGAUGGAAGUUCCCCACCACCCCCAGCACAUCCACCCGCCCCCUAUGUACGGACACCCCUACCAGCACCCCCCCCUGGGUCGACGGGCCCCUUCCUCGCCCCUCGACGAGGACUCAUCGCCCAGCCUGCACACCGCCGGUGGAGGAGAAGGCAGCGGCAGUUGUGCCGGGGAGGAGAUCAACACCAAAGAGGUGGCGCAGAGGAUCAUCACGGAGCUCAAGAGGUACAGCAUCCCGCAGGCCAUCUUCGCCGAGCGGGUGCUCUGCCGCUCCCAGGGCACGCUCUCAGACCUCCUGCGGAACCCGAAACCCUGGGGCAAGCUCAAGUCCGGGCGCGAGACCUUCAAGAGGAUGUCCCGCUGGCUCCAGGAGCCCGAGUUCCAGCGGAUGGCCACGCUGCGCUUGGAAGCCUGCAAGCGAAAGGAGCAAGACCAGGGCAAGCUGGAGCGCAACCAGGGGCCCAAGCGCACGCGGCUCGUCUUCACGGACCUCCAGCGGCGCACCCUCAUGGCCAUAUUUCGGGAGAACCAACGGCCCACCAAGGACCUGCAGCUCACCAUCUCCCAGCAGCUGGGCCUGGAGCUUUCCACGGUCAGCAACUUCUUCAUGAACGCCCGCCGCCGCAACCUGGACCGGUGGGCCGACGAGGGCCGCCCCUCCUCCACGGGCUCCAGCGGCUCCGGCUCCACGGUGUCCUGCAGCACGGCGUGA